Molecule: messenger RNA, 693 nt
Organism: Epithele typhae
Lineage: Eukaryota; Fungi; Basidiomycota; Agaricomycetes; Polyporales; Epitheliaceae
Product: thymidylate kinase
Exons: 3
Coding region: 1-693 (230 amino acids)
Biological process (GO): dTDP biosynthetic process; dTTP biosynthetic process; dUDP biosynthetic process
Cellular component (GO): cytoplasm; cytosol; nucleus
Molecular function (GO): ATP binding; dTMP kinase activity
Source: RefSeq, a predicted model, not a curated record
AUGUCUGGACGCAAGACGCGCGGUGCAUUCAUUGUGAUUGAAGGCCUCGAUAGGUCGGGGAAAAGCACACAGGUGGCUCUGCUCGAGGAACGCCUCAAAGGCGAAGGCAUCCCCGUGCGCGUGAUGAAGUUCCCCGACCGCACGACGCCCAUCGGUAAAAUGAUCGACUCGUACCUGCGCUCGGAGACCGAGAUGGACGACCGCGCGAUCCACCUCCUCUUUUCCGCCAACCGAUGGGAGCUCUCCAAAUCGAUCACCGACGCGCUCGACGCCGGCGAGACCGUCGUCUGCGACCGCUACGCGUUCUCCGGCAUCGCCUUCUCCGCCGCGAAGAACAAGCCGGGGAUGUCGUUCGAGUGGUGCCGCGCGCCGGACGUCGCGCUCCCCGCGCCCGACCUCACUCUCUUCCUCGCCGUCACCCCCGAGGCGCAGCGCGCGCGCGGCGGCUUCGGUGAAGAGCGCUACGAGAAGGCAGACAUGCAGGAGCGCGUCGAGCACGUCUUCGAGCGGAUCGGCGUCGAGAUGGGCGACGGCUCGCGCUGGAUCGCCGUCGAUGCGGACGGGGGCAAGGAGGAGGUCGCGCAAGAGCUCUGGAGGCUUGUACAGCCGCUAGCAAAGGGCACCGACCGACCGCUCGCGCGACUGUGGGCGGACCUGGAUGAGCGGGUGCGGAAUUCUCAUUUGUACAUCUGA